UUUUUUGUUCGAUUUUUUAACCGGCUUUUGAAAUUGAAAAUUUAUUUUUUCAAAAAAAAAAAUCCUGAUUUUGAAAAUAAAUCCCCGAGAAAAAUGUAUGAUACUGAAUCAAAACCAUCCAAAGUUCGUAUUGAAACAAGUCUUGGUACUUUUGAUGUUGAACUAUAUUGGAACGAGGCACCGAAAACAUGUAGAAAUUUUGCCGAAUUAAGUCGUCGUGGUUAUUAUGAUGGAACGAAAUUUCAUCGUAUCAUUCCGGAUUUUAUUGUACAAGGUGGUGAUCCAACAGCAACUGGACGUGGUGGUGAAAGUAUUUAUGGUUCAACAUUUGAAGAUGAAAUUGUUCCAUCGCUAAAACAUACUGGUGCUGGAAUACUGAGUAUGGCUAAUGCUGGACCAAACACGAAUGGUAGUCAAUUUUUUAUUACAUUAGCACCGGCACAACAUCUGGAUGGUAAACAUACUAUUUUUGGUCGUGUUUACAAUAAUCUUGAUAUUAUGAAAAAGAUAUUCGGCUAUAAUACCUGGCAAUGGCUUUAUUUUUUAAUUGCAUCAACACAAUUAAUAAUAAUAUUUAUACUUACAUUAUUCAAUCUGAAACAAUUGAUCGAUAGUAAUGAAUUAAUGUCAUCAUCAUUUGUUGUUAAUGCAACCAUUCUAAUCAUAUGUGCAUGUGGUAUUUUUGGUUUCAAACAAAAUGAAAUUUGUCUAUUUCUUUUGGCAAUGUCAUUAUGUUGUUUUUAUAUUGCAAUUGAAUUUGCCUUUACUGUUCAAUAUGAUUCUACACUUAAAUUGGCUCGUCUUUGUAUAGCAUUAUCAUUAACAUCGAUAUUAUUAAUAUCAUCAAAAACUGUUGCAAUUUAUUCGGAAGAAUAUUCAAUAAUUGGUGUAUCACCAACAUUACUUUCGAUGUAUAAAUUGCAAUGUUUUUUUCUUGUUUUAUUAAAAUUUGAUUUUCUUUGUGCGGUUUCAUUUGCAUUGUUCAAUAUUGGUGUACCACGUGAUGAACCUAGCUGGCAAUUUAUUGCCAUGUCUAUUUUUAUAUUAAUUUCAACUAUUCAUUGGAUUAUUGGCCGUUAUGCUGUAAUCAAAGAAAUUCAAUCCUGUUUACUUUUGUUUAUAACAAUUUCAACAUUAUCAUUAUUAUGGAUUCCAUUACAGCUAGUUACAUUGGAAACUUGUUUCCGUUUUGAUCAUUGUUCCAAUUCAAUAUUAUUAUUAUCAUAUGGUUCAUUAGUAUCGGCAUUUAUAUUGAUUAUUGUUCGUAUAUGGAUGUUUAUGCAAUUAUUAAAAGUUUAUAAAAAUUUUGGUUAUGGAUUAGCUGAUUCAGCAUUUAUUGGCCUCGUAUCCGAAACGACAAGAUUAUUGAUGCGAUCUUCGACCUAUAGGCAAUCAAUCGAUUGUUUGUAGAACGAUGAAGAAGAAGAAGAAAAAUUCUAUAGAAGUGUAAAUUCAAUCCUUUUUUUCAAUCG
Molecule: messenger RNA, 1472 nt
Organism: Dermatophagoides pteronyssinus (European house dust mite)
Lineage: Eukaryota; Metazoa; Arthropoda; Arachnida; Sarcoptiformes; Pyroglyphidae
Source: RefSeq, a predicted model, not a curated record